Messenger RNA from Diaporthe batatas, 1365 nucleotides. RefSeq lists its product as uncharacterized. The record is from RefSeq and is a predicted model, not a curated record. Gene Ontology annotation, molecular function: proteasome binding. The transcript has a single exon. Lineage: Eukaryota; Fungi; Ascomycota; Sordariomycetes; Diaporthales; Diaporthaceae. Gene Ontology annotation, biological process: proteasome assembly. Bases 1 to 1365 code for a protein of 454 amino acids.
AUGUCUCCAGCCGGAGGAGUGCUGGCCCCCGUGGUCAUGCGCGCCCUCCGCAGCGCCGUUGUCAACACGGCCAAGAUGACAAAGGUCAUACAGCGCAAGUUGGCUGGCGCGACCCAGCCGCUCAGCAAAGAAGUCCAACAUGUCACCGUCCGAUCCACCGGCCGACAGCCCAUCCACCCUACGGCCUUCCUGCGGCAGUCGAAGCGUGGAGUACGAUGGUCCUCGUCCACCACGUACGGCCGCCUCAACGCCAAUGUCCGCCGCUUCAUCACCACCGCAGCCAAAGAGCUGAGCGCCGCCCCGAGGGCCGACCGCUCUGCCUUCAACAACACAGUUGUUGGGCGGGCAUUCUCGCAGUUUACCGGACGAGCGCCCUUCGCACAUACUUUGCGGCCGAACCUCACCGGUGGUGCGAUGCCCAGGACCGCAGGCGGCUACGCCAUGCCAGGCUCGGGUCGCAUCGGAGGCCAGCGAUACUUUAGCCACGGGCCUACAUCUCAGGCACAGGUAUUCCAGAACGUGUCACAAGCAAUGCGUGCCUUCUGGCUCUCGGGCCAGAGGGCUCGUUUCGACGGACACAGCCCCAACGGCGACAAGAGAUACAAGCCAGUCACCGCCUUGCAGGAAUCCGCAGGCAGGAGGGUGGCCAGCAUGCCGCGCAUCUUGCCCGGCUCGUUUGUCGACUUCCAGAUCAGCCCCACGGUCACCGCCCUCAGCCCUCUUGCCGCCGUGACCGCCAUGGCGACUUGCCCGGACGCGAUGCCCGAGGCUGGCCCUGCGACCCUGAACGCCGAGGGUUUCUUUGAUGUCCUCUCGACCGACUUUGCGCGACAGCUCAAGGACCUCACGGCUGUAAUGAGCGAUCUCAGGCGUCUCGCGACGUUGGGUGACCUGCCCAUCACGCUAGAGAAGAACAGCACUCUGCGUGUGAGGUUUCCAGGCCUCGAUGCCGACACCGUUGAACGACUGUGUGAUGAUACCGGGGUCCAGCGAGGAGUCAUCAAGCAAGACCCCGACUUUGAUGUCAGCUAUGGCAGCCCGAUGGCACUACGGUUCCCGUACGCGCCUGACACCCACGAGGAGACGCUCACCUCACCUGGUGGCUCGGCGAGGUCGCAACUGUCCGAGUUGUCUUCUCUCGAGGAGGACGAGGCUAUGUUUGAUGAGUACGUCGACAGGUACAUUGAUGAGAGCCCGUGGCUGUCGACCCCGGAGCCAGAAAUCGAUGUCGAGGAGGGAUACGAGAGCAUGUCUGGCCACGUCUUGAGUUCUACCGAACACGUCUCUGAGGAUUUUGAGGGUCUGGAGGGAAUCUAUCGCUUUUUGGAGGAGUGUGACAACUUGAAGUCCCGAAACAGAUUCUAG